AUGUCAGGCAACACCCUUAGAGGCACGCCCAAUCGCGGCCAGAGCCGUGGAGGCAUCCCCUUCAACAACAACAGCCCCUCUGCCACCGGCGCUCCUCAUGGCCCUCCCCAUGCUGCUGCCGCUUCCUCCGGCAUUCCUCGCCCAGUCCUCGAGACCCAGGCUACCCAGAGCGAAGUCGGUGGAGCGGGAAUGAGUGCCAGCCGUCAGAAGCAGUCCAAGAGAGAUGAGAACCCCCAUCGCAACAUGGGAAAUCUUACCUACCACGAGCUCGAAAGAGCCAGACUCCUCAACAACAUGGAUACUGACUACUACGUCAAGGCAAUCCGCAAGAAGAUGGAGAGCGAUCUCUCCAAGAAGAAGCACCUCACGAGCCGAGCCCGCCACUCGCGCAAGGCCCCACCGGGCACCGUCCUCGCCCUGAAGCCGAGUCCUGCCCUCCAGAUCAAGCCCGCCACCACCGUCGCCGAGGCCGCCCAGCUCAUGGCCGCCAAGCGCGAGGACUGCGUCCUCGUCACCGACGACGACGACCGAAUCGCCGGUAUCUUCACCGCAAAGGAUCUCGCCUUCCGCGUCGUCGGCGCCGGCCAGAAGCCGAACCACAUUACCAUCGCCGAGAUCAUGACAAAGAACCCCCUCUGCGCCCGCACCGACACGAGCGCGACCGACGCCCUCGACCUCAUGGUCCGCAAGGGCUUCCGUCACCUGCCCGUCAUGGACGAGAACCAGGACAUCUCGGGUAUUUUGGAUAUCACAAAGUGUUUCUACGACGCCAUGGAGAAGCUCGAGCGCGCCUACUCUUCUUCGAGAAGGCUGUAUGACGCCCUCGAGGGUGUCCAGUCCGAGCUCGGUACCAGCCAGCCCCAGCAGAUCAUCCAGUACGUCGAGGCCCUUCGUAGCAAGAUGUCUGGCCCCACGCUCGAGUCUGUCCUGGACGGACGCCCCCCGACCACCGUCAGUGUUCGUACCUCGGUCAAGGAGGCUGCUCAGCAGAUGAAGGAAAACCGCACCACCGCCGUGCUUGUUCAGGACCAGGGAGCUAUUACCGGUAUCUUCACCAGCAAGGACGUCGUCCUCCGUGUCAUCGCCCCCGGUCUGGACCCCGCGACCUGCAGCGUCGUUCGCGUCAUGACGCCCCACCCCGACUUUGCGCCCAUGGACAUGAGCAUCCAGGCUGCGCUCCGCAAGAUGCACGACGGCCACUACCUCAACCUCCCCGUCAUGACCUCUGACGGCGGCGAAAUCGUUGGCAUGGUCGACGUCCUCAAGCUCACCUACGCCACCCUCGAGCAAAUCAACACCAUGUCCACCUCGGACAGCGAAGGACCAGCAUGGAACAAGUUCUGGCUUUCCCUCGACGACGGCACGGAAUCCAUGAUGUCCGGCGAGGGCAGCCACACCCACCACACAAAUCUCGGCUCCCGCAUCAUGUCCCCGGACAUGACCCGCGAGCGCAUCGGAGACAGCGUUGCGCCCGGUGAUUCUGCCUCCCACGUCGGUAUUGAGUCGCCUCCCCACUCCAUCGUUACUGGCCACAGCCCGAUCCAGCAGUCUCCCGCCGAGCUGCCCUUCCCGUUCAAGUUCAAGGCGCCCUCGGGACGCGUUCACCGUCUGCAAGUCAUUGCCUCCCAGGGCAUUGGCGCCAUGGUCUCCAACGUCAUCUCCAAGCUUGGAAACGAAGUAGACGCCAUUGGUGGUGCUCCCGCUGUCGAGGAGGGAAGAAUUUCUGGCGGAUUUGCGCUCAGCUAUCUCGAUGACGAGGGCGACUCCGUCUCCAUCACGACAGACAACGACCUUCUCGAGUCCAUUCUUCUCGCCCGUCAGGGCCGCAGGGAAAAGGUCGACCUGUUCGUCCACGACCCCGAGAAGCCCCCUGUCGCCGCUUCUCUCCCCGUCGAGCCGCUGGCCCUUCCCACUCCCCCGAUUUCCGCCACCCCCGACUUGCGCCAGAGAAGGAGAUACGACGACGAGGAUGAUGAUGCGGAGGAUGAGGAUGACGAUAUUUCGCACGUUAGGAGAUCGCGUCGCUCGAGGUCGACCCCGCACGAGCCCGAACAGGUUAUUCAGGGCGUCCCGAACGAGCUGCUGCUCCCCGGUGCGAUUGUGACGUUGGCUGUUGUUAUUGUCGGUGUCUUCACCAUCUCGCGCCUGACCACGCGGGACUGCAGCAUCACCUCGAGACCACCACCGCAGCCGCCCACCAUGAUCGUGAGGAGCAUAGCUGCGCGGCACGGCCCCAGGGCUCUCACGCCCGUCGUCAGAUCAUGCCACCGCACCAUCCGCACCGAGUCCCUCACGGGCGAACUCUCCCAAGAGUCCAUCGAAGCCUUCACCGCCCGCGCCGCCAACAAAGCCGGCCGCGACCUGACCGAUGAGCAGCGCGCCCAAGUCAAGGCCCUCGAGACCCUCCCCCAAGCCCAUAGGAGGUUCAAGAAGCUGCAGAGGCAGACGCACCACAUCGGAUCGGCCGUCAACAGCGGCUACAUCCCCUCGCAGCUCAUCAAGGACCCGCCCUCCCCCAAGGACAUCACCCUCGAGCUCCUCAUGGCCUCGCAGACGCACAUGGGCCACCACACCUCGCUCUGGAACCCGGCCAACGCGCGGUACAUCUACGGCGCGCGCCAGGGCAUCCACCUCAUCUCGCUCGAGGUCACGGCCGCGCACCUGCGCCGCGCCGCGCGGGUCGUCGAGGAGGUCGCGUACCGCGGCGGCCUCAUCCUCUUCGUCGGCACCCGCAAGGGCCAGAUGGACAUCGUCACCAAGGCGGCCAAGCUCGCGGGCGGGUGUCACCUGUUCAGCAAGUGGACGCCGGGGAACAUCACGAACCGCGACAUCAUCAACCGCGGCAAGGAGAUCAAGGUCGUGGACGAGCAGGACGCGGUGCUCAAGGGUUUCGAGCGGUUCCAGCGCACCGCGAGGCCGUUGCUGCCGGACCUCGUGGUGUGUCUGAACCCGUUGGAGAACUAUACCAUGCUGUACGAGUGCGGACUGGCGAAUAUCCCGACGAUUGGUGUCAUCGAUACGAACGCCAGCCCGGACUGGGUUACGUAUACCAUCCCCGCCAACGACGACAGCUACCGCUCCAUCGCCGUGAUCAGCGGCGUGCUCGGCCGCGCGGGCGAGCAGGGCCAGAAGCGCCGUCUGGCGGACGCCGAGAACGGCGUGGUCGCGUGGCACAGCCCGACGGACACGCACCGGUUCAUUUCGAACGCGAAGGAGAAGUGGAGAAUGGAGAGGAAGCGCUGGGCCCACGACCACGCGGGCACGGAGCGCGAGGGCGGCGGCGGCGGCGAGGCGGCGCUGCUGGAGAUGGUGCAGGCGCAGCGCGAGCAGGCCAUGUUCGGGGACGCGGCGCUCGAGGAGGAGGUGCAGCAGGAGAUCGAGGCGGCCAAGAUGGCGGAGGGGGCGGCGAACUGGGAGUUGAGGAAGCAGUUGCUGGAGCAGUGA
Messenger RNA from Colletotrichum karsti, 3444 nucleotides. RefSeq lists its product as uncharacterized. The record is from RefSeq and is a predicted model, not a curated record. The transcript has 6 exons. The coding region runs from base 1 to 3444 and encodes 1147 amino acids. Gene Ontology annotation, cellular component: mitochondrial small ribosomal subunit; ribosome. Gene Ontology annotation, biological process: translation. Gene Ontology annotation, molecular function: structural constituent of ribosome; protein binding. Lineage: Eukaryota; Fungi; Ascomycota; Sordariomycetes; Glomerellales; Glomerellaceae.